AUGCCGAAAGUUACAAAAUUACAUAGUACGGGUAAGCCAAAAGCUCUCCAAAAAUCUACUAAGCCCGAUGGGUCAGAUCAACGAGACCCAGAAGAAUCGUUAAGAGAAUUUCAGUUACAGCUUCUUUGGUGUAUUCAGAAAUUAGAAAAAUCUAUUGGUGAAAAGAAAGGAAAUGAUAGACAGCUUCAAGAAAUGUGGAAAGUAUUGACAAUUUUAAAAAAUAACAAUCAGCCAAUUAUACGGAAAAGGCAGCUGAUGCGGAAACACCUAGGGGACUAUAGAGCAAAGAUGGCAGCUGAAGAGAAGAGCCUGGUCAAAAUGUCAAGCAAGAUAAAGAUAGCAGAUAAUCCAGUGCUGCCAAAGGCUACAUUUCUAAGAAAAUCAGCAUUUUUAUCGAGUGGUGAUACUGCAUUUAAGUUCCAUUUUACUGUUUCACAAGAAAGCGAAGACAAUGUUGCAAAAGAAUUAAACAAUGUUAUUGACAAGACGGAAAACAUUGUGUUAACAGAUACUGGCAACACAUCAAAAACUGUCAUAAAUGAUGCAGAAGAUCUCAUGAAAGAAAAUUUAAGUAAAUGUAAAUUUUCUGCUUCUGGUUCAGAAUUUAAGUUUAAUUUUGAUGUAGAUGGAACAAGUAAGUAA
Messenger RNA from Pieris macdunnoughi, 642 nucleotides. Lineage: Eukaryota; Metazoa; Arthropoda; Insecta; Lepidoptera; Pieridae. The record is from the annotation of a GenBank genome assembly.